GCAGUGCUGGUUUCUUGGUUCGUCCCAGUGUUCCCUAUGCACGCUCGCCGGGUGAUGUGCGGGUCCACUGUUGUUCUAACAAGCGGUGGAACAACACGAGUGAUGAUGUAUGGGCCGGGCAGAACCAGUGAAAACUGCAAAAACGGGGAUGCGUGCCCUGGGAGGUGAGUGGAGGACAGCGGACGAAAGAGGAGGUGUCGCAGAGCGAAGUGGAGCGCCGCGGGAGGAGAAGGGCGAUCCAAGCUCUGUUGAUCUCAAGGGCUGCCUUAUUUGGCCAAGGCUGAGGUUGCUGAAGCACGGAAGCUCCAAUUGUGCCAAUGAAGAGCCAGGUUAUCGAGGCAGUUUGCGACAAACGUGUUCCAACUGGGAACGAGGAGAGGGCUGCGGUGCUUUUCAGCGCUCUGCGGCCAAGGUGCGCGCUGGCAGCACGGCUAUUUUGGCUGGCGGCGGCACCUAUCUAGCCAGAAACAAGCGUCGAAAAGCGGAGACGUUGCGCCGAGUAGCAAUUAGCUGCCUCUGUUUUGGGGAGGUCGAAUGCGCUUAUGCGCCGCUUGAGGGAGAGUGGAGCCAGCGCGCAGAUGUGGCUGUGUGCAGCGUCUCAAAGAAUCGUCCAAAAUCUCACCCAGUGACUGGCAGCUCGAGGACGCACACCACAUACCAGCCCACAAUACAGCCGCGGUAAUACAAGAUAGAUGCAGGUCUGCGCAGGUUGCUCUUGCAUCAUGCCCACGCCUGUCUUCACUGCUUGUUCUCGAGGCACCCCGGUCUUCGAUAGCAUCAUCCUUUUGCGAGCUGCUUGUUUUCGAUACCCCCGAGCGCUGCUGAUUGGCCGCUCGGCCACUAUAAUUAAGCUCUGAAGUCAGAGUGGCCUCGGGACGUUACAGCGCGAUCGUGUUUCUGCGCCGCAACUCGUGACUGCUACAGCGAAGACAGUG
Macroventuria anomochaeta is the source of this 935-nucleotide messenger RNA. RefSeq lists its product as uncharacterized. The transcript has a single exon. The record is from RefSeq and is a predicted model, not a curated record. The coding region runs from base 110 to 682 and encodes 190 amino acids. NCBI's taxonomy places the organism in Eukaryota, Fungi, Ascomycota, Dothideomycetes, Pleosporales, Didymellaceae.